AUGCUAGCACGGAACCUCACGGCUGCUUUCUCUGAACAACUCCGCGCCGUCAUGAAUAAUGCUCCUACCCAGCAACGAGUAUUAGAAGAUAUGGCGGAUCAAAUAAAAAACUUGCGGGAACGAAUCGAACCCCAUCAGGAGAUACCGAAGUCUCAUGAAUCUCAGGAUGGGAACUCGAGGACGUCCCACUCCAGUAGACGCAAUAAGAAGAGGCGGGAGAGAUCUAGAACCUAUCCGAGCCUCAGAAAAACAGAUCUGCGAGAUGGCGAAUCUAAAACCGCCUCUCGAGACGUCCGCACCUUCCUAGAAAGUAAGAAACAAAAGACGUCUGAAAGCGUCCAAUCUUUGGUGGAUAAAAGGAAGGAAGAAAGAAAGCAAGCCCAAGCCGCGGAGUCUAGCCGCCGCAUCACCAUGCCGCGGAAUAAGGCCGGCAAAAGUAGCCUUUCUGGAAAACUUAUACCCAUAAUCUCUCCAUUGGCCCCGGUGAUACUAAAUACCCCCAGUAAUGGGAAGAUAAAGAUUCCGAACAUGGCGGCCUUCGAUGGAACGUCCUGCCCGGAGGAACACCUGAUGGCCUACAAAAACUUGAUGUUGCUAUAUACCAAUGACCCGUUGUUGUGGUGCAAGUUCUUCCCGACUACUCUUACGGGAGUAGCGCUGACAUGGUAUACCUCUCUUCCAGGAGGAAGUAUACACAACUUUGCCCAACUGGAAGAGAAGUUCUUGGGCCACUUUAUGGCUUCCAGAAGGCAGGAGAAAUCAAAUUUCCAUCUACUCAGCAUCACGCAAUUAGAAGGGGAGUCCAUAUCAUCCUAUCUAAAAAAGUUUCAUGAGGCGGUGCUGGAGGCAACCGAUUUGGAAGAAUCGGCCCAUGAUCCUAAAAAACAGAGGUCUGAUAAGAAGGACUCCAUUGCCAAUCAAUCCUCGAGAAACAGAGAGGAACAAGCAUUGAGGAGGGAAUGA
Amaranthus tricolor (Joseph's coat) is the source of this 963-nucleotide messenger RNA. RefSeq lists its product as uncharacterized. The record is from RefSeq and is a predicted model, not a curated record. The coding region runs from base 1 to 963 and encodes 320 amino acids. The transcript is spliced from 2 exons. Lineage: Eukaryota; Viridiplantae; Streptophyta; Magnoliopsida; Caryophyllales; Amaranthaceae.